AUGGAUAACAUGGAUAAACCACCCGAUUCAGAUCCUAAAACUUCUUCAACUCCCCCGCCUACCAUGAAUAAACAGCCUUCUAAUUUAACUCAAGAUACAACCAAUCCCUAUUAUAUUCAUCCAAGCGAAAAUCCUACCUCAGUCUUGGUUACCCCUGUUCUCACAGGAAACAAUUACCAUUCAUGGAAAAGAUCUUUCACUAUGGCUAUUAUUUCCAAAAAUAAAUAUGGAUUUCUUACCGGUUCUAUCUCCUCUCCUCUACCCGGGGAUCCCCUUUUCUCGGCUUGGGAACAUUGCAACAACUUGGUCUUAUCUUGGUUAUUCCAUUCUUUGUCCCCUUCUAUAACUCAAAGUGUCCUCUAUUUUGACACUGCCUCCUCUGUCUGGACCGAUUUGAAAGAACGAUUUGCUCAGAGCGAUCUUCUCCGAAUUGCUGAGUUGCAAGAAGAAAUCUAUGCACUUAAGCAGGGCACUCUGUCUGUCACCGAGUUCUACACAUCACUAAAGUCUCUUUGGGAGGAACUCGACAGUUCUCGCCCUCUCCCAGUCUGUUCAUGUCCAGCAACAUCUCAUAGAUCACAAGAUUUCAUAAUUCGCUUUCUUAAGGGAUUGGAUGAACGAUUUUCGGUGGUGCGAUCUCAAAUACUUCUCCUAGACCAAUUACCUCCAGCAACCAGAGUUUUUGCAUUGGUCAUCCAACAUGAACGACAGCUACAAGUCACCGCCGGGAUUCUAGACGAUCCACGUUCCAUCACUGCCGCCGUCGAUUCGCGGCACCCCUCACAAGGUCGCGGUCGCGGUCGCAGUGGCUUUUCCUCUGGCAAGGGUCGCGGUAGUUUCCCCUCCAGCGCGGGACGUGGUGGUUCCUCUAAGUUCUGUACGCAUUGCGGUCGUAGUGGCCACACGAUUGAAGUCUGUUAUUCGAAACACGGGUUCCCACCAGGACAUCCACGUCACUCUGGUAGUCCACAUCACUCCGCUGCUGUCGCCGUCACCACUCCUCCUUCAAUCGCCCCUCCAGUUUAUGAUGAGAGGGCAGCCCUAGGUCAUGUUGAAGGGCAUACCCAUCAGCCGAAUCCAAACCCAAUUUUGGACCUCUCACUAGCCCAACAACAAGCUCUCAUAGCACUUCUCAAAAGGACCGAAUCUCCCUCUUCAGAAUAUAGAGAUAAUGGUUCAUCAAAUCAAAAUGGGUUUUUGCCUAAUCCGAAAGAAACUUUCAUUUUCUCAAAGCUUUAA
Arachis duranensis is the source of this 1239-nucleotide messenger RNA. RefSeq lists its product as uncharacterized. The transcript has 2 exons. Gene Ontology annotation, molecular function: protein binding. NCBI's taxonomy places the organism in Eukaryota, Viridiplantae, Streptophyta, Magnoliopsida, Fabales, Fabaceae. The record is from RefSeq and is a predicted model, not a curated record. The coding region runs from base 1 to 1239 and encodes 412 amino acids.